AUGUCGAAUCACAACAAUCGCCAGCUUCUCCCUCCCCUCGGCCAAGAGCCGGGGUCCCCACGACCCAUCGAGCAGCUUCAUCCCGUAUUGCUCGGCAUCGUCGAGCGUAUGGGUAUGUUGCCCCUCGAAAGCAGAGAAUCCAUGACGCAGGGAGAAAUAGCCACCGCAGUUUCACUCGCGAUAGCCAUGCUGCCGGUUGGUGAACAAGCGUACAUCACGUCGCGCAUCAUGACCUACGACGAAAUCGCCGAGGAAAAACCCCCAAGCCCGCGGGUUCAAGACUUGGAGCACCCCAUCCCCCUAUCUGGGAGCGAAAUCUGGCUUUCGCUGCAAGGCUCCCCAAAGCCAGAGCACGAAGAAAGCGAAGUCAAAGAGGAAGACCGCUGCGUCGCGUGCUAUUCCAAAAGCGAGGCUUCUCUCCCGUGCGGCUGUCGCUACUGCGGCCACUGCUACCGAAAGAGCAUCCGCAUCGGCCUCCGCUCCGAACUGGAUUUCCCACCAAGCUGUUGCGGCAUUCCCUUCGACGAGGCCACGAUCCGUCUGGCCAAGCGCCCAGCGCUGGUUUGGCUGUUCUGCCAACUGCGGGCUGAGUACGACGUGGAACCCGGGGAGCGGCUGUACUGCCAUGACCCACGCUGCUCGUCUUUCAUCCCGCCGAGGGUCAUCCAGCCUGCCGCCCGGGAUGAAGACAAUGCCACGCCUGUGGGAACAUGCCUGGCGUGUCACAAGACGACGUGUGCUACUUGUGGCAGUAGAUCACAUCGGGGCUUGCCGUGCCGAGAGGAGGAGGAGGAUGACGAUGCGUUGUUGGAUAUGAUGGACAGCCAGGGGCUCGUGGGCUGCCCCAAGACCCCUUUCUUCUUCUUCUUCUUCUUCUUCUUCUUCUUCUUCUUCUUCUUCUUCUUCUUCUUCUUCUUCUUCUUCUUCUUCUUCUUCUUCUUCCUCUUCCUCUUCCUUUGUUCCCAAAACCUAUGGGCUAACCACCAGUUUCCAUGCCAUAGCUGUCUUUGCGGUGCUGAAUUCUGCUACAUCUGCGGUCACGAGUGGUCAGGCGGCUGCAGAUGCCCCGAUUAUAACGGCUUCAGCCAGCGCGUGCCUGUGCGACAACGGCCAGGCCGCCGGCCCAUCUUGCGCGGUGGAAGAGCACACCUAGUCAGCGACACUGACAGGGUUCCGAAGAUACCUCAGCUGCGAUAUGAGCCGGAAGACGAAGUCGCUCUAGCGGCGGCCGAUUACGCCCCUAUCAACGCUUCUGUUGAGCAACAAUGA
This is a messenger RNA of Trichoderma aggressivum f. europaeum, 1269 nucleotides long. RefSeq lists its product as uncharacterized. Gene Ontology annotation, cellular component: ubiquitin ligase complex; cytoplasm. Gene Ontology annotation, molecular function: ubiquitin protein ligase activity; ubiquitin conjugating enzyme binding; zinc ion binding. Bases 1 to 1269 code for a protein of 422 amino acids. The record is from RefSeq and is a predicted model, not a curated record. The transcript has 2 exons. Gene Ontology annotation, biological process: protein polyubiquitination; ubiquitin-dependent protein catabolic process; positive regulation of proteasomal ubiquitin-dependent protein catabolic process. Lineage: Eukaryota; Fungi; Ascomycota; Sordariomycetes; Hypocreales; Hypocreaceae.